Molecule: messenger RNA, 2830 nt
Organism: Galdieria sulphuraria
Lineage: Eukaryota; Rhodophyta; Bangiophyceae; Galdieriales; Galdieriaceae
Exons: 4
Coding region: 26-2806 (926 amino acids)
Biological process (GO): signal transduction
Source: RefSeq, a predicted model, not a curated record
ACUUCAUACUGUGUUUCUAUAAAGCAUGAAUGAAUCGUGUUGUAUUAUGGAAAAUAACCAAAGUAAUAACAAACAAAAACUGGAAAACAAGUUGGGCAGACAAUCCAAAAGAGUCAUAUCACUCUACCAAAUAGACCAAGGAUUGAAAAGAGCAGAAAACUAUAGAUUGCAACAGUAUUUGAAUCAAAGUGAGAGGUUAAGGAGACAAGUACAGAAAGUACGAGAUGCUGCUGAAAGUAGGAAGGAAGAAAUGAAACAAGCAAAAUUAAAAAAGCAAGAAAUGUUAAACACAACUCUUUCAGAGGCUCAACUUCGGAGAAACCAGUAUUUGGAGACAGCAAGGCAGAAUGCAAGAGAACACUUUAAGAAAGUAAGAAUAGUAGCAAACACAAAUCAUGUUUCCAAAAGAAUGCUUUUAUGGAAACAAAAUGCACAAUUCCAAACUCAAUUAUGGAAUGCUGAAUGGAGGCGAUCUCGUGCAUUGGCUUUAAAAGUACGCAAUGCUUGUUUGUCACCUGGUGCCAAAUAUUAUGAUUCUCAAAACGAAAACUUCAAAAAUGAGACAAACAGCUAUAAUAUCGAAGAAAAGAACGAGGCGGCAGCUUUGAUACAGUUUUUUUGGAGACUAAGCUUUAUCGAGAGAGUCUUUUCUAAACUUCAUCUUUCCUGGGAGUGUUGUGUAGAAGAAGGUUUUGAUGCCACCAAAAAUAAAAUUCUAGACGAAGAAGCACAAAAAGCUGCAGCUAGUGUCGUUCAUUUGUUCUAUCCGAGAUCUCGUGCUAUGAUGGGAAGCGAAUUGAGGAGACUGUCAAGGCUCUUUCUGACAAGCUUUGUUAUUGCUGCACAUCCACAGCAUGUUUUGGAACAUCCGGACAGAGGUUUAGAACAAGCUGUCGUCGAUGCAGCACGUCGUUUGUUGGGGUAUUUAAUGGACCCUCAACUGAGCGCUGUAACGUCUGCUGUCAAAGCUCGAAGCAUUUGGACGAGAUAUAGAGUACUUUAUGAAGAAUGGGAACGCUCGGAUAGAGAGAGACUCAUAGAUGGAAUCAUGAAGGACUAUAUUGAAUUGGAAACUAUGAAGCUCAAGGUAGAUAACAACGUGAGUACCAAACAAGCCUUCAAUCGGCAACGUAGAUUGAGUCCAAAUGUUGCUCCUUGGAACGGAAAGGAACCUCAGACUAUCGGGGCCAUCUGGUUACCUCAGAUAAGGAAACGUCAGUCCAGAUUGAGAGCUGCACUUUUCCGAGUUGGUGGUCAUGAUGCCUUGAAUCAUCUUCAAAGCAACAUACAAGACAUUCGUGAAAGUUUUGAAGUUAGGACAAUUGUUGAUGAACCCACGCAAAAGGUUGUUCAUGAGGAUCACUUGAGUAUAGUCUCGAAAGAUGAAUAUGAAUAUGCACAACAUGGCAUGAAUGAAAUUUUUGCUCACGAAAUUAUGAUCAAUGUGGAAGAAUUUAUAAAGGAAUUGGAAUCUUCUGAGCAGUAUAAUGCAAUUUUGACUUUGGCAAGAAGAGCUUUUCGAGAGAAGCUAUACCAAGCUUUCUGUGGUAACGAUCAAGGCGAAGAUUCAGCAAAUGAACAGUUAUUGAGGCUGAUAGAAGAAGUGCGUGAUAAACUUUUUGCAAUAUUACCGCCAAAUAUUUGUGCUGCAACUGAUGAUUAUAGACAAAGGCUUGAAGGUCAUUUAGAUAUGAAGAUUCUUCGAAACCAAAUAGAUCAUUAUGCUUUUAAGGCCGAUGAUGCUGUAUAUUUAUUGAGACUUUUUACUGAAACGCUUCGCAGUAUUGAGGCUGUUGAAAGAGAUGAAGAGCUUCAGUCUUGGGAAGACUCAUGGUUUUCUGAAAUUGCAAACUUUGAUUGUAGUUUACAAGUGCACAAAAGGAAGCUUUUGUCUAUUGUUGCCAACAGACUUUGUGAUAUUUUGGAUCGUUUGGAUAUUAUUGAAAAGGAUAUCGUCAUAUCCAAGAUUCGCAUUUUGGAGCCUAUUUUGAGAUGUCAUGGUCCUCAAUGGGAAGACAAUCGUUUUCAGCAGAAAGUUUUCAGAGGCAUUUUUGAAAAGGACUUGCCACAAACUAGUUUAUGGCUCACCAAGGCAAUGAAAAAAUUGAAACAAGUGUACACAACCUUUGACUGUAUGCGUCUUGUUCAAGGUGAAGGAGACUGGACGAAACGAUUUCUUCGUGCAUCGUUCAUUUAUCUUAUUGAUGAAAAGGAAGAACAAUUUAUUGUUCCUGAAGUGUUGAAACUAGAUGAAAGGAGAUUGCAAAAGUUGAGAGAAAAUUUAUCUAAGAAUAUAUACAUCACUUGUCUCGAUUUAAUUGUUCGUCGGUUUGUAAAGCAAAAGAAUAUGGAAUGGGACUGUGAGAUAGAAGAAAGCUGGAGAGACUUGGUUGUCUAUUGGAAGGAUAGAAAAUGGGUUAUUCUUCAAUCAGAUUUGGACAAAGAGUUGAUAUUCUUUAUGGAGAAAAUCUUGGCUCGUCAUUCCACGGUGAUUUUUUCACAACAAGACAAGACCUUUUUAUCUUCUUUAUGGAAAAGAGUAAUAUAUGAUAGUGAACCCAUCUCUUCACUAUUGAGACGGAGAAUCAGUGACUUUUUGUAUCGCAAUUUUCUUUUCCAUGUUUCUUCUUUCACAUAUCCUCGCAAGCAAUUGCAAUCUUUAGGCUUUGGAUAUGUCGUCGAUGAUAUGAUAGAUAUAUUGGAAGUGUUGAAAAGGACAACUGAUUUGAUGUUGGCCGUUCAUUUUCAUCGUUUGAAACCCGUUGUUUUGAGAAUUGCAAAAGUAGUUGUAAAUGAAAGUAAGUGAUCAAUGUUAUAUGCAUCCAUUUUG